CUAUUUAGAUUGUCAGUUCAAGCAGAAUAUAAUGUAUUUAAUGUUUUACUUCAAACAUGUAAAUACUUCGAAAACGGUGCGAACGUGAGUGAAAAUUGAUACAGAUUGUCGGUUAGAUGAUGUGGGUAAAGAUUCUGGCGUUAAUGUUGAAAAUAAACACUUGAUUUGUAUACGUGUGUCGGUGUUGCUUUUGUUUUGAUGUGUACAUUACAAAUUUUAUUUUACAUAGGACUUUGAUUCUAUAUAAACGAUUGCAGGUCGCUCUUUGUGUAUAAAGUAUAUUAUAUAGUAGUUGAUCUAAAAAUAAUACGGGAGUUUUAGGACAACGCAGAGAUGGGUAAAUAAUGGAUUUACGAUGACCACAUGGAUACAUGUAAAAUCAGGAUACAGGACACAUGCCAUCUUCAUCGGCUUUUUAAUGGAAGUACUGCCGGGCGAUUUGUUUCGCAACAAAGAUCCGUCACAAGCGAGAAACUUCGAUGACCAAAGAGUGCGCAUGCGUCAAAAUCAUAAGACGCUUGGAUUUGUUUCAUCAGCGGACGAUUACAGAAGUCAGUCUUCCGGAUGUAGAUCAAAAGACGCUUAAAAAGACAAAAUCGAGAUUGAUUGGACGAUAACAUCCCAAGAGUGUUUAACCAAUAAUUGAUACCCUGAACAAACGAUUACUAUUGAAAGGUGUUGGAAGUUGUCAACUUGAAAUUGAAUGGUUAAGCGAACAAAAAUUUGAAGCGUAAAAAAACAACGAAACAAAUUGUUCUUUUUUGAUAAAAAAAAAACACGAUUGCCGGACGUAGGAAACUGCUUUAAUGGGUAAUUAGACAGCUCGUUUGCACAAUCGGUUGAUCUUCGUGUGGAAGCCUUUGGGCUUAUCGGUUCUUUGAAAGGCUUUAUGUGGGUAAUACUUGAUUACUUCAGACACCAGAUAAGUCGGGAUUUCUUCGUUAAUCGCGUUUGUACGCGAACAUUACGGAUGCUUUACAAUCGAACCAACUGCUGCCGUUCUCGUUGGUAUAGGAAGUGUUAAAGAAACGGUAUGGGCGUAUGCAAACUGAACUCCAUUGAUUACCGCCGAUAAUUCUUAAAUGGAAACGUGUGGGUUAAACUGCUCAUUGGAUAUGCUAUAGCAAAAGCCGGACUGGAAAACGAAAUUAGUCAGUGAAAAGAGAACUGUUACCAUGGCAUCGACACAUACACAUGUCAAGGUCGCGGACGUGUUAGCGGUGAUCUGUUUAGUCUUCUGCCAGGUUAUCAUCACCGUGGCGACGGGAUGUCUCGAAAACGAAGUCGCAGUCCAGUACAACGUAACAUUCAACAUCUGCUGCACCACAUGCGCAGCCGGAAGCGGUGUUGAGGUGGAAUGCACCCCGAGAGAAGACACCUAUUGUGUUCCAUGCGUAUCCGGACGGACGUAUUCGGAUAAGACUUCGCACGAGGAAGUGUGCAAACCGUGCUCAACGUGCGGAAACAACACUUUAUUUGUGCUACACCCUUGCAAUAUCACACAGGACACGAUAUGCCUGUGUCCGGAGGGUUCAUAUUAUGACAAAGAGGCCGAUAAGUGCAGAUUCUGCGACCUUUGCCCAGCAGGGUGGGGUGCGUCUAGAAGAUGUAGUGCUCAAUUUAACACGAUCUGUUCGCCAUGCGAACCCAAUGUGACGUUUUCGAACAAGCUGGACUAUUACUCGCAGUGCGAGGCGUGCUCCAAGUGUGGUCCCCAGAAGGUUAUGCUUCAGGAGUGUAUGACAACUGAGGACACCAUAUGCUUUAGUGUCAAUGCUGGGCGCCCACCCGCUGGACUCCCGCGCAUUAACCAUACCACGCCGAGGUUGGUCGACAGAGAGAAAGAUCGCGAUGGCGACAUUUUCCCGCUUUAUUGCUCCGCCCUCGUUUUGGUUGUCGUGGGGCUUGUGGGAUAUGUCAUUUUUAAACGAUACCAGCGCAUGCGCAGUAAGCGGCAACAGAAAGGCCCAUGCGCGCACGAAGAUAUUGAGUACUCGCGGGCCUCUGGAGGUGAUAGCGGUGUGUACGUGGAAAACGACUCGCCUAAAAUGUAUUCAUACUGUCUCGCGUCGCGGGUACGAGAUAUGCCGAUGAUGAAGCAGACAGAGCUCGAAAAAAUCAUGUCCGUGCCCGAGUGUGAUAGCUGGAAACGCCUUGCGAAAGAACUGGGCUACAGCAGCAAGCGUAUAGCACAUCUAGAAUCUAAGCACACACGUGAGAAGAACACGUGCUUUAGGCAUCUUCUACAUGACUGGGAACGCCGUGAAGUCGCCACCGUAUCGCGUCUUAUACAGUGUCUACGUAACGUCGGACGCGAAGACGCCGCAAGGGUCGUUUACGCUGAUACGACGGAAGGAAGGACGCAGCUUCUCUCAAAACCGCCAAGCACCUCCCAAAACGUGGCCUGAGUGGAGUUAAAAAUACCUUUGCGGGUUUUGACUGUGUAGUUGUGAUCACAUGUCGGUUCAUUUCGCUGGAUGGAUAAGAAACGUUGAGGUAAUUGAGUGUCAUUCGUAACUUUUUAUGGAAUUGAAAUCCGUUGGCUAUGAAAUUAAUGAUGACAUCAUACUUUUGCUGUGAUGUUAAUUUUGUUUGUUAUGCCUUAAACUAUGGCUUUAACGUGUUGUAUUUGUGCAUUCUGUUUCGAAUGACUGCUGACGUCAUCAUUAUUGUAUUAUUAUGAUUGGCAAUGACCAAUAACGUCACGAUCGGUGAUGUAUUGGUGAUUGGUAGGAUUGCCAAAGGCCACGCCUUCGAUGUUGGAAUAUUCUUUCCAUCCCUCCAAAGACACCAAGCACUGGUACUACCAGGAAACGGACUCGAUAGCGUUUCAAUGAGCUAUAGGCUUUCGAUACAAUCGAGCAUAAAUAAAAAAAAACGAAAUAUAUAUGUGUCUUGUUCUGUGAAAAUGAGGCCAAAUGCAUGUGCUAUAAGUGUCGUCCCAGAUUAGCCUAUGCAGUCCGCACAGGCUAAUCAGGGACGAAACUUCCCGCCUUCACUGUAUUUUUUGUGUAGAAGAGACUUCCUUUAAACGAAAAAUACCAUACAAGCGGAAAGUGUCGUCCCUGAUUAGCAACUCUUAUGUAUAACUAAUUGACCUUAAAAGUUUCAUUGUUUAGUUAUAAAAUAUUGGUGGGGAGGCCGUUCUUCUAGCGCUCUGAGACGUAUCAAAAAUGUGCUUGAACAAAUAUACGUUGUUUUCAUUGGUUGAUGUUCCACCCUUUUAAAAGACAAAAGUCAUACAAAUGUAUAAUUGUUGUCAUAGACAUAUUGCGUUUGGUAUACAAUUAAUUAGAUAUAAUUUAUUUUCGACAAAUAUUUUUUGUAAAUCGAUUAAACGUGUACUAAAUCAUUACUUGUUUAACGUUAUUUAUUAAUUUAAAACAUGCGUAACUUUACUUUUGUGUAUUAUAUUUGUUUCAUAAUAUUUUUUAAGUACACGUAGUUUUGUUUUAAUAAUGGUGUUCUAUAUGUUGAAUGCAUAUGGAUCGUUCUCUGUAAAAAAGGGGUUUAAUGCAUGUGCGUAAAGUGUCGUCACAGAUUAGUCUGUGCAAUCCGCACAGGCUAAUCAGGGACAACACUGUUCGCCUACACUGUAUUUUUGCUAAGAAGAUACUUUCUUUUAACAGAAAAUAUCAUAAAUGCGGACUGCACAGGCUAAUCGGGGACGACACUUUACGCAAAUGCAUUAAACCCCAUUUUCACAGAGCACGGCUCUUAUUAAAAAAAGUAUACAAUCAAGACCACUGGUGUUGUGUUACCAAUGCAUGCGUUUAAUAUAUCAAACCGUCCUGUGUUCUCAAUAUGACGACGCCAUUGCUCAUUAGUUCAAUGACUUAUAAUUCCGAAUUUUAAUGACUAACGGUCACGAAUAUGGUUGAGACAUUUUAGAUGUAAGAUCUAUUUGGAGUUAUAUAGACACAUUACAGUGAUCUUGCUGGAGUACAAGUAAUUUGCAGUGAAACGGGGAGAGCACUAUUAGGAAAUAUUUAUUCGAAAAAUUGUCACAAUUAGCUCCCUUGAAUUAUUUCGGUAAAAAUGCACACGAUAAAACACAUAGGCAAAUACACUUUUAUUAUGUUUGUUUAUUUGUUCUUAGAGGACAUAGAACUUAUUGUAUUCCUGUUGUAGUUUUUUUCUCAUAUGAUCCUGGUGCCAGUUCUUAAGGCAGAUAACUUCCAGUGCGUUGUUUCAUUUUAUGUUACCAUGGUAACAGGCCAGUGCCUGUUUGGACGGCACUGCUCGAUCUCUGUUAUAUGCUUUGUAAUUUGACUCGUUCAUAUUUAUUGGAUGACAAUAUUAUUAUGUACAUUUUCUUUUUCAAAUGUAUGUAAAAUGUAUAUGCAAUAAAACAUUAAACCUGUUACCACUGAGUAUUAUAUUUGUAUUUGUUACAUUAUACAUAGAGCAUAUUCAGAUGCACACCGAGUAAUCAA
This is a messenger RNA of Dreissena polymorpha, 4436 nucleotides long. RefSeq names its product tumor necrosis factor receptor superfamily member 16-like. Gene Ontology annotation, cellular component: cell surface; plasma membrane. Gene Ontology annotation, molecular function: death receptor activity; coreceptor activity; nerve growth factor binding. The record is from RefSeq and is a predicted model, not a curated record. NCBI's taxonomy places the organism in Eukaryota, Metazoa, Mollusca, Bivalvia, Myida, Dreissenidae. Gene Ontology annotation, biological process: Rho protein signal transduction. The transcript has 6 exons. The coding region runs from base 1176 to 2408 and encodes 410 amino acids.